Molecule: messenger RNA, 6939 nt
Organism: Teleopsis dalmanni
Lineage: Eukaryota; Metazoa; Arthropoda; Insecta; Diptera; Diopsidae
Gene: rudimentary
Product: CAD protein
Exons: 9
Coding region: 159-6854 (2231 amino acids)
Biological process (GO): 'de novo' pyrimidine nucleobase biosynthetic process; L-arginine biosynthetic process; L-glutamine metabolic process
Cellular component (GO): carbamoyl-phosphate synthase complex; cytoplasm
Molecular function (GO): carbamoyl-phosphate synthase (glutamine-hydrolyzing) activity; metal ion binding; amino acid binding
Source: RefSeq, a predicted model, not a curated record
AGUCGUUCUUCAGCGGCCAAAUUGGAAGGUUGGUUUUGUUUACGGUUGAAUACAGGAAAACUCUAAAAACCACGUGGACAGUUUGAAUUAAUUUUUUUUUUGAUAAAAAUAUUUAUUUAUCUUUUCACAUACGUAAAACCUAAAAUUUUUAAAACAAAAUGUCCGGCCGCAAUUGUUUUUUAAUACUCGAAGACUCAACUGUCCUCUCGGGUAAUGCAUUUGGUGCAGAAAUACCAGUCGAUGGGGAAGUUGUAUUUCAGACUGGCAUGGUCGGUUAUACAGAAUCGAUGACUGAUCGUUCUUAUCGUGCACAAUUACUUGUGCUUACCUAUCCAUUGAUAGGCAAUUAUGGCAUUCCUGAAUACUCUGAAAUGGAUGAAUAUGGUUUACCCAAACAUUUUGAAUGGUUUAACGAUAUAUCAGUAGCUGCCUUAAUAGUAGGUGAAAUCUGUGAAAAACCUUCACACUGGCGCUCAAAACUAACACUCUCCAAGUGGAUGGAAACAAAAGGCAUACCUGGUAUAAGUGGUAUCGAUACACGUUCAUUAACAAAAAAGCUACGUGAAAAAGGUUCCAUUUUGGGUCGCGUUGUGUACGAAUUACCCGAUAAUAUAAAUAACUUUAAUUUUAAUGAUCCAAACAAAAGAAACUUAGUUGCGGAAUGCUCUUUAACAAGUACCAGAAAAUUUGGUCCUGAAAGUGGUGCAAUUAGAAUUUGCGCUAUUGACUGUGGCUUGAAGUUAAACCAAAUUAGAUGUCUUUUAUCGCGUGGUGCAUCUGUUGAAGUGGUGCCUUGGAAUCAUGCUUUGGAUGAAACUCAAUUUGAUGGCUUAUUUAUUAGUAACGGUCCUGGCGAUCCAGUUGUAUGUAAAGACACUGUAUCGCAAAUAGCGAAGGUUUAUAAAAAUGGACAGAAACCAAUUUUUGGUAUUUGCUUAGGUCAUCAAUUGCUUGCCACAGCCAUUGGUUGCAAAACAUAUAAAAUGAAAUAUGGGAAUCGCGGUCAUAACUUACCUUGCGUUCAUAACGGCACAGGACGUUGUUUUAUGACUUCACAAAAUCAUGGAUUCGCUGUGGAUACUAAGACAUUACCCGCUGAUUGGGAGCCACUUUUUACAAAUGCGAAUGACAACACCAAUGAAGGAAUCAUACACAAAACGAAACCCUAUUUCUCUGUGCAAUUUCAUCCUGAGCACUCAGCCGGCCCCGAAGACUUAGAGCUAUUAUUUGAUGUUUUUCUUGAUGUUGUUAAGCAACAAGCUUCUCAGAAAGCUAGCGUAAGUCUACGUAAACAAUUAACUGAACGCCUAACAUACGUACCGAAACCAGAAACUUUGCUCGAAAAACGUCCUCGCAAAGUUUUAAUACUUGGUUCUGGUGGUUUAUCUAUAGGCCAAGCUGGAGAAUUCGAUUACUCUGGAUCACAAGCCAUAAAAGCACUUAAAGAAGAAAAAAUUCAAACUAUAUUAAUCAAUCCCAAUAUUGCAACUGUUCAAACUUCAAAAGGCCUUGCAGAUAAAUGUUACUUCCUACCUUUAACACCAGAAUACGUAGAGCAAGUAAUUAAAGCUGAGCGCCCCAAUGGAGUGUUACUCACGUUUGGCGGACAAACUGCUUUAAAUUGUGGGGUAGAACUCGAACGCGCUGGAAUAUUUGCUAAAUAUAACGUAAGAAUUCUUGGCACACCCAUACAAUCCAUUAUUGAAACUGAAGAUCGUAAGAUAUUUGCUGAUCGUGUAAAUGAAAUUGGUGAACGUGUUGCACCAUCAGAGGCUGUUUACUCAGUUGAAGAAGCGCUUGAAGCUGCAACGCGUCUAGGAUAUCCUGUUAUGGCAAGAGCAGCAUUUUCUUUAGGUGGCUUAGGAUCUGGCUUUGCCAACAAUGAAACUGAAUUGGAAACGCUUUCACGACAGGCUUUGGCGCAUUCCAGUCAAUUAAUUAUUGAUAAAUCCCUUAAAGGCUGGAAGGAAGUUGAGUAUGAAGUUGUAAGGGAUGCUUUUGAUAACUGUAUUACAGUUUGUAAUAUGGAAAACUUAGAUCCAUUAGGUAUACAUACUGGAGAAAGUAUUGUUGUUGCUCCAUCGCAAACCUUGUCAAACAAAGAAUACAAUAUGCUGCGCAGUACUGCCUUAAAGGUAAUUAGACAUUUUGGAGUAGUAGGCGAAUGUAAUAUACAAUAUGCGUUAAAUCCGAAUUCGGAAGAAUAUUAUAUCAUUGAAGUGAAUGCACGUCUGUCGAGAAGUUCUGCAUUAGCCAGCAAAGCAACGGGAUACCCUUUGGCUUAUGUUGCAGCUAAGUUGUCAUUAGGUGUAGCAUUGCCUACAAUUAAAAAUUCUGUUACUGGUGUUACAACAGCGUGUUUCGAACCCAGUUUGGAUUAUUGCGUAGUAAAAAUACCUCGUUGGGAUUUAUCAAAGUUCAUACGAGUGAGUAAGAAUAUCGGUAGCUCUAUGAAGAGUGUAGGAGAAGUUAUGGCAAUAGGACGAAAUUUCGAAGAAGCCUUUCAAAAAGCAUUACGUAUGGUCGACAAUGCUGUUAAUGGAUUUGAUCCAUUUGUACAACCUCUAAAGAAGGAAGAACUUACUGAACCAACUGAUAAACGUCCAUUUGUGCUUGCUGCAGCUCUUAAAGAUGCCUAUACCGUUGAUGAACUGCAUGACUUAACAAAAAUAGACAAAUGGUUCCUAAACAAAAUGAAGAACAUAAUAGAAUUUUAUGGAGUGCUAGAAACAGCUGGAAACUCGUUAAAAUCUGAAGAAAUACUCGAAGCUAAGCAAAUGGGUUUCUCAGACAAACAAAUUGCAUCAGCUACAAAUAGUACGGAACUAGCAGUACGCAAAAUGCGACAGGAAUUCGGUAUUAAGCCAUUCGUGAAACAAAUAGACACUGUAGCUGGUGAAUGGCCUGCAGCAACUAACUACCUUUAUAUAACGUAUAAUGCGACUGACCACGAUUUGGAAUUCCCAGGUGGCUAUACCAUUGUAGUUGGUUCUGGCGUAUAUCGGAUUGGUUCCUCCGUUGAAUUUGAUUCGUGUGCUGUUGGAUGUUUACGAGAACUACGAAAUCUUGGUAAAUCAACAAUAAUGAUCAACUAUAACCCUGAAACAGUUUCCACUGAUUACGAUAUGUGCGAUCGUUUAUAUUUCGAAGAGAUCUCUUUUGAAAUAGUAAUGGAUAUUUAUGAAAUUGAACAAUCCGAAGGCAUUAUUUUGUCAAUGGGCGGUCAAUUACCAAACAAUAUAGCUAUGGAUCUACAUCGCCAACAAGCAAAGGUAUUAGGCACAUCUCCAGAAUCUAUUGAUAGUGCAGAAAAUCGUUUUAAAUUUUCACGUAUGUUGGAUCGUAAAGGCAUUUUGCAACCACGUUGGAAAGAACUUACAAAUUUAAACAGUGCUAUAGCAUUUUGUGAAGAAGUUGGGUAUCCUUGUUUGGUACGUCCGUCUUAUGUAUUGUCUGGGGCUGCUAUGAAUGUAGCAUACUCAAAUCAGGAUUUGGCGACAUAUUUAACUGCGGCCUCAUUAGUGAGCAAAGAGCAUCCUGUUGUUAUAUCUAAAUUUCUUACUGAAGCAAAAGAAAUCGAUGUCGACGCAGUUGCAGCUGAUGGUGAAAUUCUUUGUAUGGCAGUGUCUGAGCAUGUAGAAAAUGCAGGCGUUCAUUCUGGUGAUGCUACGUUGGUAACUCCACCUCAGGACUUAAAUAAGGAAACACUCGAUAACAUAAAACGUAUUGCACGUGAUUUAGCUGCCCUAUUAGAUGUCACUGGUCCAUUCAAUAUGCAAUUAAUAGCUAAAAACAAUGAACUUAAAGUGAUUGAGUGUAAUGUCCGCGUCUCACGUUCUUUCCCUUUUGUCUCCAAAACACUUAAUCAUGAUUUCGUUGCUACUGCAACCCGUGCUAUCAUUGGUUUACCCGUCGAACCUGUAGAAGUAUUACACGGUGUCGGAAAAGUUGGCGUAAAAGUGCCACAAUUCAGUUUUUCACGACUUGCCGGAGCCGAUGUGCAAUUGGGAGUGGAAAUGGCUUCAACUGGUGAGGUUGCGUGCUUUGGCGAUAAUCGUUAUGAAGCAUAUUUAAAAGCGAUGAUGUCAACUGGUUUCCAAAUACCAAAGAAAGCUGUUUUGCUUUCAAUUGGUAGUUUUAAACAUAAAAUGGAAUUAUUACCGUCUAUUAGAGAUUUAGCUAAAAUGGGUUAUAAACUAUAUGCUUCAAUGGGAACUGGGGAUUUUUAUGCAGAACACGGAGUUGACGUGGAGUCAGUUCAAUGGACUUUUGAUAAAUUUACAUCAGAAGACCCUAAUGGAGAACUACGACACUUAGCAGAAUUUUUAGCUAACAAACAAUUUGAUUUAGUUAUCAAUCUACCUAUGCGCGGUGGAGGUGCUAGGAGAGUUUCCUCCUUCAUGACUCACGGCUAUCGUACACGCCGACUUGCUGUAGACUAUUCCAUACCACUUGUUACAGAUGUUAAAUGUGCUAAAUUACUGGUGGAAUCUAUGCGUAUUACUGGUCGUAAGCCAGCUAUGAAAACACACACUGAUUGUAUGACUUCUCGGCGUAUGGUGACAUUACCAGGCUUUAUAGAUGUUCACGUACAUUUGCGUGAACCUGGUGGCACACAUAAGGAAGAUUUUGCCAGCGGUACAGCAGCAGCAUUAGCAGGUGGUAUAACUAUGGUCUGUGCUAUGCCGAACACUAAUCCAUCUAUUGUUGAUCGCACUACGUUUACACUCUUCCAAGAGCUGGCUAAAAAAGGCGCACGUUGUGAUUAUGCUUUAUACGUCGGAGCUUCGGAUACAAAUUGGCAAAACAUUAAUGAACUUGCUGCACAAGCAGCAGGCUUAAAAAUGUAUCUCAACGACACAUUCAGUACACUUAAAAUGACAGAUAUGACGGUAUGGGAGAAACAUCUUCAAAACUGGCCAAAACGUGCACCCAUUGUUUGCCAUGCUGAAAAACAAACAAUGAGCGCUGUGAUUCUGCUUGCUCAUUUACUGGAUCGCGCCGUACAUAUCUGUCAUGUUGCACGUAGGGAAGAAAUUAUGAUCAUACGUGCUGCAAAAGAAAGAGGAAUACGUGUCACAUGUGAGGUUUGCCCUCACCAUUUGUUUUUAUCUACUAAUGACAUUAAUAAGAUCGGUGCUGGUAGAGCGGAAGUAAGACCAAUAUUGUGCUCACCAGAGGAUCAAGAGGCGUUAUGGGAUAAUUUAGAAUUCAUUGAUGUUUUCGCUACUGAUCAUGCACCACACACUUGGGAAGAAAAAAAUUCUGAAAAGCCACCACCUGGUUUUCCCGGCGUAGAAACAAUUUUGCCCUUGUUGCUCAAAGCUGUAGAUGAAGAGCGUUUAACGCUUGAUGAUAUCAAAAAUAAAUUUUAUCGCAAUCCGAAACGUAUUUUUAGUUUACCUGAGCAACCGAAUACUUACGUUGAGGUUGAUUUAGAUGAAGAAUGGACAAUUUCAAAAGACUACAUGCAUUCCAAAGCGAAAUGGACGCCUUUCGAAGGCACAAAGGUAAAGGGCAGGGUUCAUCGUGUGGUUUUACGAGGUGAAGUUGCAUUUAUCGAUGGUGAAGUAUUGGUAAAUCCUGGUUUCGGGCAAAAUGUACGUAACCAAUACAAUCGAAAAUUGUUGCAACAACAAUCUAUGGAAUCACUUGAAAUUCAAACAUCAUUAGAAGGAAUUGAUAAUCUAAAAGCCUAUGAGCGUAACACAGAACUUGCGUCAGAUUCUCAAACUAAUGAGGCCUUUGCCAAGUUAUUAGCUGAACCGCCUACAAAGGUUAAUGUACACUUCGCUGGUGAUCACAACUUCCUACGCCCUAUUUCACCAUCCCCGCGUAUACGCUGUGAUUCAGCUAGUAAUACUGCUUUAAAAGAACUUAUACAGAAAACUACGGUAAUAAAUGCGCCAUUAAGUCCAGUAACUCAUAGCUUAGUAGGAAAACAUGUGCUCAGUGUUGAUAUGUUUAGUAAGGAGCAAUUAAAUGACAUUUUUAAUUUAGCACAAAUGCUUAAGAGUCGCGUGGUUAAAGAUCGUCCAGUCGAUGAUAUCUUAAAGGGUAAAAUAAUGGCUUCAAUUUUUUAUGAAGUAAGCACACGCACAAGUUGUAGCUUUGCAGCUGCUAUGCAAAGGCUUGGUGGACAAGUAAUUUACAUGGAUCAAACUAGCUCCUCAGUAAAAAAAGGUGAAACUUUGGAAGACAGCAUUGCUGUAACCGCAGGUUAUUCAGAUGUGCUGGUGUUAAGACAUCCCGAAAUAGGUGCAGUUAAGCGCGCCGCUCAACAUUCCCGUAAACCACUGAUAAAUGCUGGUGAUGGUGUUGGCGAACACCCAACUCAAGCAUUGUUAGAUAUUUUCACUAUCCGUGAGGAAAUUGGUACUGUUAAUGGACUCACAAUAACCAUGGUUGGUGAUUUAAAACACGGACGUACAGUACAUUCUUUAGCACGUUUAGUGACACUUUACAACGUUUCACUACAAUAUGUCAGCCCUCCAAAUUUAGGUAUGCCGGAUGAGAUUGUAAGUUAUUUAAAUGCAAGAGGUAUUAACCAAAAGGUAAUGAAAAGCAUAGAAGAAGCAUUGCCUACAACAGAUGUUCUAUACAUGACACGCAUACAAAAAGAACGAUUUACCAGCGAUGAGGAAUAUGAACGGUGUUGCGGUCAUUUCAUUGUCACUCCAAAACUCAUGACAAGAGCCAAUCGCCGCACAAUUGUUAUGCAUCCUCUGCCCAGGGUAUUCGAGAUAAGUAAAGAGUUUGAUUCUGAUCCUAGGGCAGCAUACUUCCGUCAGGCAGAAUAUGGCAUGUACGUUCGCAUGGCUCUACUGGCUAUGGUUGUGGGCUGCAGAACUUAAUGAACUGAGACAAUUUAUAUGAUGCAAGAAAGACAAAUUUUUUUGAUAUAUUUAAACAGAAUUUAAAACAUUAUUAAUAUUUUAU